AUGGCCGCCCCCAAUGCGAUUAUGGAUGCCACCAAUACGUCCAACGCGACAACACCGCGCCCGUGGCUCGGAAAGCUCGUUCCGACAACGGUGCCCGCGUCACCGCCACGUCCACGUGUCACACCGCAAAUGAAGGGAUCGGCGCCGCGCUCUGCGCCAACCAUCCGUCCUAGUGCGAUGCAGAAUCCGCGCCAGCCACCAGCGGCCGAGAGCGCUCGUGCACCAGCCCCCGUGCCCGCCAAAGCUGCUGCGAACGACGAUCUCGAGUUUCCUUGGAAGCGGCUUGACCUUGCCCUCGCCGAUUAG
Messenger RNA from Saprolegnia parasitica CBS 223.65, 306 nucleotides. RefSeq lists its product as hypothetical. The transcript has a single exon. The record is from RefSeq and is a predicted model, not a curated record. The coding region runs from base 1 to 306 and encodes 101 amino acids. NCBI's taxonomy places the organism in Eukaryota, Oomycota, Saprolegniomycetes, Saprolegniales, Saprolegniaceae.